CUCCUGGGCCUGUGGGAAGAAGAGGCUAUGUAAGUACAGCUAUGGACCUGCCAUGGAAACAUGGACAUCUAUGAGCAGGGGAUGCAAGCAAAGGGGUCUGACAGGGAUCAGCAGCAGAGCCGUGUGAAAGCAAAGGAACUUUUCCAGGGAUAACACAGGGUGCUGCCCUGCAGACCUGAUGCUAUUACAACAAAUUUCAUGUCAAGAUGAAGACUCCUGCUGUGAACUGCAAGAAGGAGAAAUAUGUGGGAGAUGUGGCAGGGGACUCCAAACGUGUGAUGAGCCAGGAUCUGUUUGAAACUCAGCAGGCGUCUAGCUACUUCUACCAGGUAAAAGCAGAUGAGCCUGCUGAUGAAGGGGAAAGUGGCCCAGUUGCUACUGUUGCAGACCUGAAGGUUUACCCCUCCACACCUGCAGAAGGGAGGGUUGGCAGAAGCUUCCUAAAAGUGAAGGGGCCACUGGUGCCUGGACCGUUACCCUGUCCCCCUGCACUGCCUCUUCCCCCCCAAGAUCCCACCUCCCGCUUACUCUUCUCUGCCCCCUCUACUCUUUGCUCACCCUUACUGCCAGUACAAAGGAAAAGUCAGGCAUCAGCAACUCUACAGAGACUGACAACGACAACAAGAGAUGCAAAAUGUGCAGAAACAGAAAGAUUUGAAACAGAAAAGCAAAAAAGUGUUAAAUGUGAAAGAGACAUGGCAGGACUGGAGCCACUGGAAAAAUGGCUAGAGAGGAACAUCAAAAUCCUAGAUAUCUCAGAAGUCUCAGUAAGGAACAAUCCAUUUAGUAAUUUUGAAAAGGGGAACUUGGCUAUUGAUAUUUAUACUUUACAAUGA
This is a messenger RNA of Mauremys mutica (yellowpond turtle), 836 nucleotides long. RefSeq lists its product as uncharacterized. NCBI's taxonomy places the organism in Eukaryota, Metazoa, Chordata, Testudines, Geoemydidae. The record is from RefSeq and is a predicted model, not a curated record. The coding region runs from base 207 to 836 and encodes 209 amino acids. The transcript is spliced from 4 exons.